Xyrauchen texanus (razorback sucker) is the source of this 3433-nucleotide messenger RNA. RefSeq names its product peroxisome proliferator-activated receptor alpha-like. The record is from RefSeq and is a predicted model, not a curated record. NCBI's taxonomy places the organism in Eukaryota, Metazoa, Chordata, Actinopteri, Cypriniformes, Catostomidae. The coding region runs from base 1138 to 2550 and encodes 470 amino acids. Gene Ontology annotation, molecular function: zinc ion binding; nuclear receptor activity; RNA polymerase II cis-regulatory region sequence-specific DNA binding. Gene Ontology annotation, biological process: positive regulation of transcription by RNA polymerase II; regulation of lipid metabolic process; hormone-mediated signaling pathway. The transcript is spliced from 10 exons. Gene Ontology annotation, cellular component: nucleus.
CACCCAACAAUUUACAGUGGCUUUGGCUUUACAGACGGCUUUGCUGAAUCACAACAAAUUCCUUAAAUUUGACACUUGUGUUUUUUUAUUAUUUUAAAGUCGCUUUGAUAUCAGCAUUCUGUCAAUCUCCGGACUGCGCCGUUUUAUUUGCGUCAUUUUGAAAACGCAAAGAAAACUCGUCGAGCUAUUGAAUCGACUCCCGUUCAUGUCUGAGGUUAAAUCUCCCGAACAAAAAAAUAAAAGCCCUAAAGCGACCACCAUAAUAUAUGUAACGUGUCUAACUGUACCCGUGUAAUUUAUUGGUGCUGAUAUGAGAGAGGUCAGCGGCUGCUGUCUGGCUCUUGUGUAACGAUCGCCGUGUGUCUGUGUGAAUCACAGUUCACCUCAGCUGAACUUCUGUGAUCCAGUUUACGGUAGUGUGCGGCUGUCGGGGGGGAAGAACAGCUAUUUUGACCAAUAUUAAAACUAAAAUGCUCUUAAUAGACGCAGUCUGUCGUCAUGUUUUUGUGUAGACGGGAAGGUUGUGAUAGUUUGCUCGUCUGAGUGUGUGAACCGGAGGGAACGGCACGUACGAGCGCGUGUGUUUUAACCGCGCGACAGGAAUCCACCGUGAAGAAUGACAUCUUUCCACUUCAACCUCAACUUGAGAAAAAACACAAUAGGUCGUCCUGGCUUUCUUACCGACUCCCGAUAAAUUGCUUUGGUUUGUGUGUUUCUCUUUGACGUUUAUAACGAGAACUAAAGGAGCACGAAUGAUCCGGAUGAAGCGAAGACGUGGAGGAAAAGGGAAACUGUAAUGCUCGGGGAGGACUCGCAGAAACUUUGGGUGACACCAAGAGACUUGCCUGUGGCUGGAUGUGCAGAUGGCAAACUCAGGAGGUGACUGUCUACCUUCUCAUGUUGGUGACAUUGAUGGUUAUGAAAGAUCCCAGACUGAAGCUUUGGAGUCAGAGGUGUCCAUUUGAUGGUUCAACGGCAGAAAAAGUCCUCGACAGAGAGAAGCAGGCAUGCAGGGCGUGUGUGGAUUUGGACUUUGUCCCUGGAUUUGGUGCAUGUAUUUAUUGGCAGCUGGCAGAGCAGAACUGUGAAUCGUGAUCUGACUGAUGAUUGAUUCACAGCUUGCCGUGGUCCAGCACCAUGGUAGACAUGCCGAGUCUGUACAGUCCCUCGUCCCUGCUGGGCGAUCCAAUGCUGGACAGGUCUCUGUGUGGAGAGCUAAUUGGUGACAUGGAGGAGCUAGAGGACAUCUCUAAGUCUCUAGGUGAUGAUACCUUUAGCUCUCAACCCAUACUGGACUACCAGAGGUGCAACACAGCAUUAGACAGCUCCACUGUCCUAGAUGUCAUAACACCAGCUUCUAGUCCAUCCUCAGGAGUAUUUGCAGCCAACACUGGUCAGGAUGAGAACUCCUCUAGUUCACUUACCCUGGAGUGCCGCGUCUGUACCGACCGUGCCUCAGGUUUCCACUACGGAGUGCAUGCCUGCGAAGGCUGCAAGGGGUUCUUCAGGAGAACCGUUCAACUAAAACUGGAUUAUGACAAGUGUGAACGCAACUGUAAGAUCCAGAAGAAGAACCGAAACAAGUGUCAGUACUGCCGUUUCCACAGGUGCCUUGCAGUGGGCAUGUCCCACAAUGCCAUUCGAUUUGGGCGAAUGCCUCUGUCUGAAAAGCACAGGCUGAGAGCAGAGCAGGAGAUAUGGGAGAAAGAAGCGCAUGAGUCCCAGCAGCCUGACACCAAGAGUCUGGCCCGGCUGAUCCAUGAAGCCUACCUCAAACAUUUCCACAUAAACAAAGCCAAAGCACGUGUCUUUCUCACUGGCAAGACUUGCACUCCGCCCUUUGUCAUCCAUGACCUGGACACUCUCCAGCACGCUGAGCAUACACUGGUUACCCAACUACAUGGUAACAUGGAAACCAGCAAUGCCUCUUCUCUACAGGAGAGAGAAGUCGAAGCCCGGCUCUUUCUCUGCUGUCAAUACGCUUCAGUGGAGACGGUCACCGAACUGACAGAGUUCGCAAAAGCUGUACCUGGCUUUGCUGCCCUAGACCUUAACGACCAGGUGACUCUGCUGAAGUAUGGUGUGUAUGAGGCACUGUUUGCGCUGCUUGCCUCCUGCAUGAAUAAAGAUGGACUGCUGGUGGCUCAUGGUGCUGGCUUCAUCACUCGCGAGUUUUUGAAAAGCCUGCGCAAGCCCUUCAGUGACAUGAUGGAACCAAAAUUUCAGUUUGCCAUGAGGUUCAAUGCUCUAGAGCUCAACGACAGUGACCUGGCACUUUUUGUGGCAGCCAUUAUCUGCUGUGGAGAUCGUCCGGGACUGAGCAAUGUGUCCCAGAUCGAGUGCAUCCAGGAGAGCAUAAUUGAUGCUCUACGGCUCCACCUGUUGGCCAACCAUCCUGAAAACAAUUUACUCUUUGCCAAGCUGCUCCAGAAACUGGCCGACCUGCGACAGCUUGUGACAGAGCAUGCAGAGCUUAUCCAGGAGAUCAAGAAGACAAACGAUGCUUCACUCCAUCCACUUCUGCAGGAGAUCUACAGAGACAUGUACUGAACACACAAUCUCUCCCCUCACUAUGGUGAUGAAGACUCCAUAGAUGUUCUCAGGAAGUGCUAAUACAUGAGUGACCCCUUUAUCUUAAGGAAAGAAAAUAAAGUAUUUAAGUAGAGCCUGCUCAAUCUGACAGACCUGUUCUGAGAUGAUUGAGCUAUAGGAAGACAGAUGGGAUGCACAGAUGCUUUAGAUCAUGCAAACUCACUAAAUGGUCAUGGCACUAGCCUAGGACACUGUCCAGAAUACACUAGGAAAUUGCAGUUGAUGCUGUCCGCUCACAUUCUCUGGGCUGCCCCCUUCAAAAAGUAGCUCUUCAUAAACGUAUGCGUAUCACUGCCUCUGCCAAAUAAACUCUCAAGUUUAAAGCUACCUGGAAUAACAGUGACUCUAUACUGGAAACUGUGUGAUUAUAAUGUUCUAAUGAUAGAAUGUAAGACAUACAGAGCAAUAGAAUUCAGACUUCUUUUUACCUCACCUGUAUAAUUAAUAUAAUAAAAUACCUGUAUAAUUCUAAAAAUUAUAUAAAAAAAACAUUACUGUACAGUGUACAGCACUCCAACUGUAUUUUUUUUUAUUUUAUUUUUUUGUACAAUCAAGGAUUGUUGAUGUACUUUGAAAUAUUGAACAGAGAUUAAGACAAUAUUAAGGAGACUAAUGUGAUAUUUUGUAUAGGACACUUUCAGAUUUGACCAUAUACUGAACAUCAGAUCACUUUUAAGAAACUGUUCUAAGUACUUGAUUUGUAAAAUAUUGUGUUCGUUGAAUGUGGAGUUUUGCAGGAAUGUCAGGGAAAAUUUACUGUAAAAUCAUAAUAUUGAAUGCAAAAUCAAUUUACCGACAAAACCACAAUGCACUUAAUUAUCUGAAAUUUUGUUGUAGAUUG